This is a messenger RNA of Cuscuta campestris, 1613 nucleotides long. Lineage: Eukaryota; Viridiplantae; Streptophyta; Magnoliopsida; Solanales; Convolvulaceae. The record is from the annotation of a GenBank genome assembly.
CGACGGUAGCCUUUAGUGUUAGCGUUUUCCGAAUUAAUUUACACCCAUUAAUGUUUUAUCCAAAAUGCUAACGCUAAUUGAAAACGCUCUUCCCAAACAAGGCCUUCAACUACCUUACGACGUUAGUUAGUUGUAGUCCAAGCAUCUGCAAAUCUCCAUCCAAAUAUAGUCCCACUUCUAAUUUACCCAGUUGUGUCUUCAUCCCCUACUUGCAGAUUUCCCGGCGACGCAUCAGCAACCCACCAUACUUCGAAGUAAGAAGCUGCGAAACAUGGAUUUCCCGCCGAAGCAGCAGCAACCCACCACACUCAAUCUUAAUAACAAGGAAAUUAUAUCAAAUGUGCAAAUUUCAUGAUGCAGGAUUCUUUAUCAAGGAAUUUCCAAAUCGGACACAUUUUUAGGUGUGGUUCAUGAUACAUCUUUGGUAUUUAAUUUCUUUCUUUUGUUUCACUUCUCAUGGUUCAAGCUAUUCCUCUAUUGCAUUAUUUUGCCAUUUUUUCAAUAUUGGAGAUGUGAUGAUGAAGAUAAGUCCUUUCAAAACUCAAAGUAGAGUUCUCUAAUGGCUAUAGGAUUAUGUCUUUUAAAUUUAUUUGGUUUCUCUUAUCUUGUGUAGGACAUAUUUCUUUUAGGUCUAAUGUCAUGCAGAAACCAUCAUCUCUAAUGUAUCUAAGAGAGAUGAAUUGGAAGAAAAUGAUUUUGAAUGGAUAGACCUCAGCUGGGUAGUGUUCGCUGUGAUUGAACAAUUGGUAAGGACUUUUAAUUUUUUGCUAUGGCUUUUGGAUUAUAAAUGGAGUAUGACGCUGAUGGGAAGAAAUAAAUGUUGCUGUUGUGUUUUCUUUUUAUACAGCUCCAUCAAAUUUUUGUGACUUUUGUAUCUUAGGUCAAAAUCCUAAUCUGUUUAGCGGAGGCAUUGAGUGUGGCAUCACCCUUUGGGUUUAUUGUCAUUUCUAGAUCAAACUAAUGGCAUUGGCAUUAAUAUGACCUUUAGAUAGCUAAGUAACAUGAUCUAUUUGAAUCAACUUCAGUUUAUUAACCAAGGUUCAUCAAAUAAUGUUAUUUCAUUGCCAGAGCUUCUACAUCUUGUUGAAAGUGUUGUCUGGCUUUUUAGUGCUUCAUUCACAAGUGAUGUGUCGUGGUCUCUCGCCUACUAUGGAAGUCCACCUCAUCUUCACGUCAAGGUUGCUUUUCACAGUUCAGAAAGGUGGAGUUCAAGCCCAGAUAAAAGGACAUCAGUCCCUUACCCAAAUUUUCCUAACUUAAUGGUUAUGUACCCUCAUUGUCUUGAGGUUAUAUCUUUUGGGAAAGGCCGCAAGAUAUUUGAUAUACGUUGCGAUCAUCCUAAUUUGUUUCUCAUGAAAAGAAAGAGAGGCCUUCGAGUUGUGAUCACUUCAGCAAAUUUGGUACUUGGGCGGGGUUGAUUAUGAGCUUCCAUUGUUCAUUAUAACUUUUGCAGACUCCAGGAUAUAUUUUAAUUGAAGCCACCAUUAAUUAUGAAUCUUAUCAUCCACCAAGUUCUAGAACAUGAAGAAAGGAUUUGACAAAAGCAUCUCAAGGCUCUGCCAUUGAAAGGCCAAGUUUUGCAUUAAUGACCAGAAUAAUGGAAAUUUUCCAUU